GUUCAAGCCAUGUUGCAGGGUGUUCUUUGGUGUUCUGUGACUGUCUUCCUUCGACCAUCACGAUGCCCUCCGAUGUCAUAGAGAUCGACGAACAUUGUCUCUCGGGCAAGGGAUACCCGCCACAUGCCUUCCGCCUCACACAGAAGUUCCGGGAGUAUGCGCUAUUCAUGCAGAAAUGCCUGAUACCGUACGACAAGGAAUGCAUCAUGAGCGACGACGACGAGAUGUCGACAGCAAUGGCGCUUGUGGUGGCGAGUGGGAGGAUGUGCCCCAAGGGUGAGCUCGAGAUCCGCAGCGAAGCAGCCAAGGGCAGCCCAGAAGAUAUUCUCGAACUCGGCAUACGGCACUAUACAGGCCAGGGCGGACCCCCUCAGAAUCCUCGAGUCGGGUUGGAACAAUGGCUGUAUCUCAUCGACGUCGAGCGUGGCGGGAGACUCGCAACCCCUCCCAAUCGACGAAUCCUCUCGCAAGCACAUUCAUGCAUCGCGUGGUAUUACAUCGAGAAGGUUCACCGAAACAGCAGGAAACCGAAGAUGGGUGACUUGACGCGCGCCGCCGAGGCCGCAAACGCGGCCGCUCACCUCGGGUACUUCACGCCCGCCGUCAUUGCGACCGCGGAAUACAUCGACGAAGCUGUCGAGAAAGAGUCGGGGAAGCAGUAUUGGGAGGUCUCCCCCUUCGACACAAUGAAGGACCUUCGAUGCGUGUAUGAGCGUCAGCAGCGCGAAUUAGAGGCUGGCGAGGAGCCAAACGUGCAGCGCUGUGCAUGGCCGGAAUGUUGGCUGGAGGGGACGAAGGACGCGCCGCUGAUGAAAUGUAACGGGAAAUGUACGGAGCCGUACAAGCCGCGGUACUGUAGCAGGGAAUGUCAAAAGCAGGACUGGAAGCGCCACAAGCCGAAAUGCAAGCCAGGUCCCCCUACGCCAUCGGCUUCAGAGGAUGGCUCCGAGGAAGAGGAAGAGGAGCAGGCAGCUGGACCCAGCAGCCGGGCAUUGACCAAGCCGAUCAUAAGCGGUCUUCCAGUCCAUACUUCGUCGACUACGAUGAGCCCCUAGGGAGUACAGCAACUCCAGGAUCAGAUGAAAGGAGUAUCGCUCUCCGGUGGCAGAGCGGACAACUAGCUGUCCCGUCUCUGUACCAGCCGGACGACGUGUUGUCUAUGCUGAGGUGUACUCUGUAUGAUGAUUUGUGAUACCAAUGUAAUUGUGUCGUUCAAGUUGUGGAACAUUGCCUCUUCA
Molecule: messenger RNA, 1238 nt
Organism: Rhodofomes roseus
Lineage: Eukaryota; Fungi; Basidiomycota; Agaricomycetes; Polyporales; Fomitopsidaceae
Exons: 3
Coding region: 63-1055 (330 amino acids)
Source: RefSeq, a predicted model, not a curated record